Spodoptera exigua (beet armyworm) is the source of this 2930-nucleotide messenger RNA. The record is from the annotation of a GenBank genome assembly. NCBI's taxonomy places the organism in Eukaryota, Metazoa, Arthropoda, Insecta, Lepidoptera, Noctuidae.
AGUGUUUCGUAGCAGUGAGUGAAAUAUUUUUUCGUAGCACCUAACAAGUUCCUUUUGAGGAUGUCUCGGCACGUCCUGCUGUCGCGGCUGGCGGAGCAGUUUCAGCCAUCCUCGCCGCCUCCACCAGCUCACCGGUUCCCGUCUCCAGAAGGCAGUAUCUCUCCCCGCACCCCACCAUCGCCACGUUCGCCCCCGCGCUCGCCCGACUCUCUCUCACAUCAUCGACUAGACUUACUUCAGUUGGGUGACAUAGAAAUUGCUGGGAGAGCACUUAAACAAUACGCUCGGGCUACGGAGUUGGGAGCUCUGAUGUACUGCAGUGGUCUCGGAGCGCUGUACAGCGGUGCUGGAGUCUGGCCGCUGUUGAUGCCACGCGCUUCACCACCGUUCGUGCGUCCACCCAUCGACCACGCCAGACAUACACCACCCAGAGAUGAUGACGAGGAAGAGCUACCUCUCAAUUUGUCGACAAAAAAUCGCCAAAUAUGGUCACCAGGAAGCGCAUGUGAACGCGAAAAAGUAGAAAUUGGAGAAGAAUCGCCAAUUUCCCGAUGGGAACAUGAUGAGACCGACGCACCUCUCGAACUGGUCAAGAGGUGCCGCAGCAAUCCUGAUGAAGCUGAACGUCCUCCGAGUACAGAGCCGCGACGAUGCCCCUCAGCACCCGCACAUCAGACCUACCCAAUCAAACCUUCACCAACAGCAGAUCUCAAUUUCUCUCUUCUCCUCAAAAAUGAAAACAGAAAUGAAAAAUCAUUCCAACUAAAAAAUGUGGCGGACAUAUUUGUCUUGGCCGGAGACAUCUCGUCACGUCUCUGCCCUGUUCCGAAUGAUUUACAGCGGCCUUACAUGGUGCUCGUCCUCCCGAUAAAUGCCUCAUCAUCAAUAUUCCAAAAUGCGGCUCGGCCUGCAAUUAGCCGCGCAGCCUUCACAGCCCUUCACGUGCGCGCCGAUCGCGGUGAGAAGCCGCAUAAGUGUGUAGUAUGCUCUAAGGCGUUUAGUCAGAGUUCUAAUUUGAUCACACAUAUGCGCAAGCACACUGGCUACAAGCCAUUCUCGUGCGGGCUCUGUGAUAAGGCCUUCCAGCGCAAGGUGGACUUGCGUCGCCACCGCGACUCCCAGCACUCUGACGUCGCCGAACCAUCUGCCACCCUGCAGAUCCCGCACCGCUACAGGUAUUACGGCGACGAAUCACCAGCACCUCUCACACCCCUUGUCACCAAUUAAAUCGUCUUCGAUCCAGAAUAAGAAGCACGCCAUCAACAGUAUCUGUUGCUUAUAAUAUUGUGAAACCAAACUGGUAUUGAAAGUACCACAGUACAUAUUAGUAAACAGUUUACUAACAACAAGGAGAUCGUAAAAUUUUUAACGUAAGUUCCCAAAACAAGUAUACCUAAAGUGUAAAGCUACGAGAAAGACUUAUUGCGUUACAUAAAUCGGAAGGUUGUAUCAUAGGAGUUGUCUGUAAAUAAUUAUAUUUGUUACCUUUUAGUGCCUUAAGUAGAACCUGAAAAAUGUGUUGUUACUUAUUAACCAGGUUCUUAAUCGAACUACCUACUUGUAGCUUGAUAGAUGUGUAUAUUUUUAGUAUAAAACACUAUUAUGUCCGUCCCCUGACUCAGUGAUAUAAACAUAGAUAAUGGAACAGUUUGUACAUCAACUGUUCGACAGCAACCAGGUAAACAGUAAGUAAGUAAUAUGUAGUCUAUUAAUACCAAAGUAAAGUGUCUUAUUUAGUCGAGUGUGAAACGCUUUAUUUAUUUAGACUAGAACUAAAUAGGCGUCGUAUAUCUUAGUAUAUUUUUACCGUACAGUUGGCAUACAAUAUUUCUUUAUGUAUUACAUUUUAUGUGCAACAAAUGCCACAUCUUGGCCUCGAAUUGUUAAGUACACUUGUGUCAUUUUCUUCUUUACAUUUUAUGUCGUUCGUGUAAUAUAAAAUCUAUGUUUUCAAUUAAAUACAUAUAUAUAGGUAUCCUAAUUAUAUAUUCAACAAGAGUUAGAUGUCUUUGGAAACAUUAUUUAUAAAAUAUCAAGUGAUGUAUUGGUUUACCACACGAGAAAUUAUCUUGUUACCACUCAUUUGGUCUGUUACCACAAAGCGUUCUUUGGAGAAAAGUUUAAACUAAGUAUUUACGCCAUCUUAACGAUAUAUUACACCAUUAUUGAUAUUAUAAUAUAGUCGACGGAUAGCCUUAAAAUAUAGAUAUUGUAUAAGAUGGCAACACCGCACCAUUAUAAUUUUAUGUCACUAUUUUAGGUAAACAAAAUGCAAUUAUUAAUGUAUAAUUUUUCAUAAUGCAUUUACUUUAGAUAUAAGUUGUGUUCUAUAGGUAUCGAAAAAUAUAGACAUAGUUCAUUAGAGGCUAUACCUAAUGUCUAAUAUGAGACUGCACUAAAAACUAAUCUGAAACACUAUUUUUUGAUUGUGAAAUUAAAGCGGUUAGUUAGUGUUUUAUAUCAAUGUAAUUGAAGUGUGAAAUUAUAUAUUAUUGUAAAAAUCAGACGUACCUUAUUAUAUUUAGAUAGGUAUAGCACUUAUUACUAUACAGUCGCGUGUUUUCAUAUGUAAAAGUGACGUUGUUACUUGAAGACUUAACGGCUAGAACACCAAAGAGAGAGUACAGCGGUCAGCAACGAUUGAUUCGUCCAUACCUUACGACUUGGAGUGUGACUGAAUAAUGUGAACAACAUUAUUUAGGCGUUUAGAAUAAGCAACCCCUUACCCUUGUAAAAUAUUAAAUAAAAUACCAAAUUUUCACGUCAAAAUACUACGGUUAAACCGUCAAUCAAAUUUUCAAUGUUUUGGAAGCAUUAUUAGGUAUUGUAAAUGUAGACUAUUAUUUAAAUUAUCAAUAACCAUUUCUUUGAAUGUGGUAUCGUCAGUCAUUUGAUAAGUUUGAAUUUAAGUUGUAAUUUAUUAAGGCCAG